Dermacentor albipictus is the source of this 1458-nucleotide messenger RNA. Its product is annotated as micronuclear linker histone polyprotein-like. Lineage: Eukaryota; Metazoa; Arthropoda; Arachnida; Ixodida; Ixodidae. The record is from RefSeq and is a predicted model, not a curated record.
GGUCUGAGACAUCAAGAGCGGACAAACAGAGCGACGGGACCAGCGGUCGGCGCAGCUUCUCUGGCCCCAGCGACGCCCGGAUCGUCGCGCACGGGCCUCGGCUGCGAUGGCCGGCCGCCACAGCGGGACGGGCAAGCGACGCGCUAGCCGGCACUCGCCGGACACUGGCAGCGGCAGCUCGUCGGACCGCGACGCGAAGAGGCGCAAGUCGAAACGACAACGUCGACCCAGUAGCAGCGACACGUCCGGCAGCGCCCAAAAGCUGGGCAGACACAGGGCUGCGAAGCGCCGCGAGAGAAGUGAAUCCUCGUCCAGCCGUUUCAGCAGCAAGAAAGGCAAGUCCAAGAAGCGACGCCACUCGAAGAGCUCGUCCGGAAGCAGCGGCUACAAAUCUAAGCGCAAGACUAGGGGGAAACACAAGUCGAGCAGCGGCGCGUCCAGCCACGGCAGCAGGGACUCGCACAACCACGAAACAAAAAAAUUACGGCGUCGUUCUGGAAGCCAGCCGGAAGCCCGAAGAAAGAGCGAAUGGCGCAAGAGAGACACCGAAAGCGACGCCCAGUCGCCGAGCUCUGCUGUCAGUGACGUGGCAGAGAGCACGCGGAGAGCGACGAAAAGACGUCGCCACCGGUCGUCUAGCGAGGAAAGCAACCGCCCAGAAACACCCCGCGAAGAGGUGAAGAUGGCCUCAAGGAGUGCCGCUGAAAAAAAGGUUCGCCCCGCCGGCAUCCAGACCAGCGAGUGCCGAGCAGCGGUGAAUUCGGCGGCUCAGGAGGGCGACUCGUUCGAAGCAGCUUCUAACGACGAGGCCACCGCAAACAAGAAGCGGCGAAAAAGGAAAAUGCCGCAUACUCCGGUGACCGACCUGUUCAACGCUCUCAACGACCCCGCAGCAGUGUCUCGCAGUGCGAACGUAGACGACUCGUCGAAGGCUACGCGCGAGACUCCGAAAGAGAACAACGACGAUCGUUCCGACGGCGGGCGCGAGAAGAAUCAGGCAGCCCCGGAUGUGCCACCGACGGAAGGGUCCCCUCUACCGAUGGAGUUUCCCGAUUUGGCUCCAGACAUUGCCGAGCUACUGCUGCAACUGUUCCUCGAGUUGCUUUUAAUCAUGCUUCUGCAGUACCUAGAUCAUGAACACCCUCAGGAAAACUUGCAGUAGGGAACUGGCUAACCCCGCGUCGCCCGAGGGCCACAUUUCUAUACGAAUGAAAUCCCUCUGCGACCUAAAGCAUGCAUAAUUAUAAUUAUAACCCGGGAUUUUUUCAGGUUCUAAAUUUAUCCUAAUUUUAGAUAUAAAGGUACGGUAAAGGCCUAUAUACCAUGGUUGCUACAAUUGUUUCCGAAUCGGGGACUGAGGCAUAUUCCUAAACCCAGCGAUAUCGCACUUGUGCCGUACAGGUUCACCUUGGAAUAAAUUGCACAAACGUAGACGACACAUAAAAUUUGUUUACCAAA